Molecule: messenger RNA, 1163 nt
Organism: Thamnophis sirtalis
Lineage: Eukaryota; Metazoa; Chordata; Lepidosauria; Squamata; Natricidae
Source: RefSeq, a predicted model, not a curated record
AUGGCGGCCUCGGCGAUGGCGGAGCUGCGCCGGGAGGGGAACGAAUAUUUCCAGGCCGGCCGCUACGCGGAGGCGCUGGCCGCGUACGCGCGCGCGCUGGACCUGCCCGAGGCCGGGCCCGAGGCCUCACAGCGCGCCCUGCUGUACCGUAACCGCGCCGCCUGCCAUCUGAAGCUGGAGGACUACGCGCAAGCCGAAGCGGACGCCUCCCGAGCUCUGGAGCUGGACGGGCAUGACGUGAAGAGCCUCUUCCGCCGUAGCCAAGCCCUCCGGGGCCUGGGCCGCCUCGACCGGGCCGCCUCGGACCUGCAGCGGUGCGUGCACUUGGAGCCCAAGAACAAGGCCUUCCAGGAGGCACUGCGCGACCUUGGCAGCAGCGCCCAGGAGACGAUGAAAGCCAUGACCUGCACUGACUCCAAAGUAGAAGCCAUGUUUAAGUUGCUGCUGAGCAACGAGGAGAAGGAUCAAGACAAGAAGCAAAAGGCAGCUCAGAACUUGAUAGUUCUGGCUCGAGAGGAGCCUGGUGCCGAGAAAAUUUUCCAAAAUGAUGGAGUGUGCUUACUGCUGCAGUUAUUGGACACAGGCCGUUUGGAUAUGAUGAUAGCAGCCUUGCGGACCUUCACCGGCCUCUGCCGUGGCCACUGUUCUCGAACGGUGGUGAUUCUGAGUGAACUCGGGCCCCGACGCCUCUUUACUGUCCUAGAGAGGGAGGAUGAGCAGCUUUCACUGGCUGCCUAUAACCUCUUGCAGGUCAUGUUUGAGACUCUCAGGCAGGGGCUGCAGAAGGAAGUGGUGCGUAAAGACAAUGUUUUGGCAUCAGACUCAUCCAAAGAGCUGAGGUUGCUUCUUAGAUGGCUAUUAGAGGCUCUCACUCGAGUAGGCGUCUCUUCCUAUGGUCGUGACAGUAUCCUCAAUCUGCUGAUCAGCAUAAUAGCUCCAAAGUCACUGCAAGCCUCCAACAACUCUUUGACUCUUUGGGUCAUUGAUCAUGGUCUCAAAGAGAUCUUGGAGGUUGGGGGCACAGUGCCCCACAGUCCUGUAGGCCUGCGUGUGACAGAGAACACCCCCAUGACUGUGGCCGUGCUGCUCAGUAAGCUUUAUGAGGACUUGAAGUGUGAUGGCGAGAGAGAGAAUUUCCAUCGACUUUGUGAAGAUUAUGUCAG